AUGUUUGCACGGUUAUCCGUCAGCUACUCGCGGAAUUUAGCAUUCCGAAACGAAACUUCGUUUAAAAUCUUAAGAGUUACUAGCUAUGCUUCGUUGCGCGCUUACACACAAGGUUAUCACGGCUCGAGGUCAGAAGUUAUCGCUCCAGUUGCCACAAAACCUUCAGCUAGACUCGCGAUCAUAGGAAGUGGACCAGCUGGAUUCUACACUGCUUAUCGUGUCAUGAAAGACUACCCGUUCGCUUUGAUAGACAUGUACGAGGCGCUUCCCAUACCAUUUGGUCUU
Paraglomus brasilianum is the source of this 285-nucleotide messenger RNA. The record is from the annotation of a GenBank genome assembly. NCBI's taxonomy places the organism in Eukaryota, Fungi, Glomeromycota, Glomeromycetes, Paraglomerales, Paraglomeraceae.